Messenger RNA from Stylonychia lemnae, 624 nucleotides. Lineage: Eukaryota; Ciliophora; Spirotrichea; Sporadotrichida; Oxytrichidae. The record is from the annotation of a GenBank genome assembly.
AUGGUCGAAUCCUUAAGUAAUUUAGACUAGUUAAACAUUUCAGGUGCUGAUGCUUAUAUUUAUUCAAGCGAACCAGUGACUAUCGAAUAAGUCAGAUCAAUGGGAAGAGCAAGCGAUAAGCUAUUCUGCAAACUGCAAGACAAUAAGUUUCUGACAUUCGGGCAUUACAUUAUCAAGGAUUACGAGUCAAAGACUGUUCUAGUUGAAAUUGGGGAGGAUCUUCAAACUUAUGCUCAUCAGGAAGCUGUCUAAAGAGAAAUUGAUGGCCAGUCAACAAUUGAGUCAAGAACUGUGAUGUACAGAUUCGGUCCACAGUUCCUAGAACUUAAGACUCUUAGUUUAAGACUAGAAUUCAACAUUGUAUGCGAGGAACCAAUUAAAGAUUUGCUACUUAUUGAAAGACACUACUUUAGAGAUCGUUUGCUAAUCAACUUUGAAUUCAAGUUCCCCUUCUGCAUGCCAAAGAGUAAAAAUGACUGUGAAUUCAUUUAUGACCUUCCAAACCUAACUGAGGAGGAGAAGAAAGAAAUGAUUGAGAAUCCCUGGGAAGUCAAGUCCGAUAGUUUCUUCUUCCAUGAGGGAAGACUUAUCAUCCAUAAUAAAGCCGCUUACAGCUAUGAAUGA